AUGCCUGUUCUUUGCGGCGAUUCCCUUGUCGUAUGCCUCGUCGGCGAGACGGGCAGCGGCAAGUCCACUCAGGUGCCCCAGAUGAUCCUCGAAGAGGCGGCCGGUACCCGGCAAGACAGCGAGGUGGUUUCGCUCGCAUCGCUGACGCAGCCACGGCGUGUGGCCGCUCUGAACUUGGCGCACCGGGUGGCCUCAGAGCUAGGCGAGCAGCUUGGUGACUCGGUGGGCUACAGAAUCGGCGGCGACAGCAGCCGCGGAAAGUACAUUGACUUCUGUACCGUUGGGUACAUAUUGCAGCUUUUCCUCAAUGCGCCCGAGGAGUUCGGGGAAUACACCCACAUCGUCCUCGAUGAGGUGCACGAGCGAAGUGCAGAGAGCGACAUGCUGUGCCUUGUGGUUCGCCUUCUAGCGAAGCAUCGUUUCGAGGGCACGCGGCUCGUCAUCAUGUCUGCGACGCUCCAAUCGGACCUCUUCGCGCACUAUUUUGGCGAUAUUUGCAGAUACCCCGUGGGCCGUGUUCAUGUAGGCAGCCGGUGCUUUCCAGUGAAGGAGCAUUACCUGGACGAGCUGUCCCGGUCAUUGGGAAAGCGGCUGCGGUGUGAGGGCAUCAUCAACAGCCGGGCAAAGGACAUGUUCGGUGACGGCAGGGAGAAGAAGGCAAAACGGAUUGACCAGAGACAUUGUGACAAGUUGCAUCCGAUAAUCCUGGAACUGCUGGAGGUGAUUGCCAAGCCGGCCAGUACCAUCCUGGUGUUCUUGCCGGGCAUCGCCGAGAUCUCCUCCUUGUGGCAGGAAGCAAAGUUCCUAGAAGAGUCCAACGCCUUCAAGAUCUUCCCGCUGCACUCCAUGGUGCCCCGAGAAGAACAGGAGCUCGUGUUCGAGGAGCCAGACCCCGAUGUUACCCACGUAGUCCUGGCCACGGACAUCGCAGAGUCCUCCAUCACCUUGCCCCAC
This is a messenger RNA of Symbiodinium necroappetens, 954 nucleotides long. The record is from the annotation of a GenBank genome assembly. Lineage: Eukaryota; Dinophyceae; Suessiales; Symbiodiniaceae.